This is a messenger RNA of Acyrthosiphon pisum (pea aphid), 760 nucleotides long. Its product is annotated as tigger transposable element-derived protein 4-like. The coding region runs from base 323 to 724 and encodes 133 amino acids. The transcript has a single exon. Gene Ontology annotation, cellular component: nucleus. Lineage: Eukaryota; Metazoa; Arthropoda; Insecta; Hemiptera; Aphididae. Gene Ontology annotation, molecular function: DNA binding. The record is from RefSeq and is a predicted model, not a curated record.
AUUUUUAUUACAAUAAAACUUCCGUUAACGGUCACCUCUAUAGGACGGUCACCUCUAUGUAACGGUCAAUUUGUUUGGUCCCGUCGAGGGUUAUGGGAAAAAUACAUUAAUACUUCUAAAUAGCGGGCACUCUAAUUAACGGUCAACAUUUAAAAGUAUAUCAAAUGGAAAAUUAUUAUUUCGAAAUUAUUUUUGACAGUUUAUCUUAACGAGCUUAAUUUAUGAUGUCGAUAAGGCGAUAACACUAGUCCGUGACUGUGUAUUUUGUCAUUUGUGUUCAGUGUAUGUUUAAAACGUUUCGAAGUACGUACCUAUAAUUUCAAUGGCGUCCAAACGAAAACAUCUAACUUUAACAGAAAAAAUAAAAUUGUUAGAUUUUUACCAAAAAGAAAAUGUGAGUGCACGUACUCUUGCACAUAAAUUUGGAAUUGGAAGAACUCAAGCCACCGACUUAAUAAAAAACAGAGAAACGAUUUUAAAAUUAUGGAAAUCCCACGGUAAUGAUCAAAUGAAAACUACAAAACGUCGUAAAACCGAAUCAGGCAAUAUCAACGAAGUUGUAUACGAAUGGUUUUGUGCAGCUCAUGCUAAAAAUAUUCCAAUCAGUGGACCAAUACUUAAAGAAAAGGCUUUACAAGUAAGUAAAGAAUUUGAAUGUGAAAAUUUUAAAGCGUCAAAUGGUUGGCUUGAUAAAUUAAAAUCACGCUACAAUAUUUCUUGUUAAAGUGGUUUGCGGCUAGAGUAAAUCAGUUGAUACGGA